UUAAAUAUUUGGAAAUUUUAGAGUCUUCUCGUUUUUAGGUAAUCCAAAAUUUGUUGUUACCAAUUCGAUUAAAUGGGACGAAAAGGCCACAAGAGCAAGAAGAAAGUCAAAGUGCACUUGAAAGGCCAUCAUCCUGGGAAAACAAAAAUUAGGCCUGUCAAGAAGCCCCGUCGCAUCCAUCCCCGCCCAAGGAUUCUAAAGUCGAAGGUCUUCCACAACAACUGCUGCAAGUACAAGAUCCGCUCGCGACCAAUGAGACUCAAUCAGUGCAAUCUGGCCACCCAGUGCCCCUCUCGCACCAUCCCCCUCGCCGCCUCUGUGCCGCUCCUGGGACAUCCUGUCCGGCGGAAUGUGGUUCGCCUGCCGGAAACCGUGGUCAUGGACAUGCGAAACAUGGAGGACGCCCGUCGAGUGGCAGCCAGUUAUAGAAAUACCCUCAUCCAAGCCCAUGUCCCAGUUCCGGACAUCGAAGAGGAGGGGAGUCCGGAGGCUCUUCACCGAAUAGAUCUGCGGCCACGAGUUGCCUAUAGAAGGGGUCGGGAGAGGACCUUUCCCAGUGACAUGGAUUUGUGCGAGAACUACUUUCAGUGAGGAAAUAUAUUCCACCUAAUAAAUAUUUCUGCG
Drosophila takahashii is the source of this 624-nucleotide messenger RNA. NCBI's taxonomy places the organism in Eukaryota, Metazoa, Arthropoda, Insecta, Diptera, Drosophilidae. The record is from RefSeq and is a predicted model, not a curated record.